Molecule: messenger RNA, 717 nt
Organism: Pyricularia pennisetigena
Lineage: Eukaryota; Fungi; Ascomycota; Sordariomycetes; Magnaporthales; Pyriculariaceae
Exons: 2
Coding region: 1-717 (238 amino acids)
Source: RefSeq, a predicted model, not a curated record
AUGCCUCCCGUUACCUUUUGGAUGUUGAAUGAGCGGCGCGAAAAGGAUUGUGUUUCCAUUACUACGGAGCGCAAAUACUUCCGCGUUGGCAAUAUCUGGAUCAAACGCAACCUCCGCCCGGCCGAAUGGCAAAUUCAUCCCGUUAAUGGUAACAUUAUUGUACCUUUAUUUGGCAAAGAACGACUUCAGAACGAGGCUGCCACGCUACAAUACAUCGCUAGAAAUACAAAUAUACCCAUACCGAAGCUGAUUGGCUCCUUUGAGGAUGACGGCGCCGUUCAUCUCAUUACAGAGCACGUCGAAGGGGUACAGAUGAAUGAACUCGACCAGGAUCAGCGCAAAAAAGUGGAAAAGGAGGUGGAGUUUCACCUGCAAACUCUCAAGAAACUAUGUUCGGCUGAAUGGGGCGGCCCUUCAGGUAUUGUAAUACCGCCUUACCGUGUUAUAACCGACACAUUUCGUCCUCGAUGGAAUAUGCAGAGGCGGGAUUCGAUGGAUCUUGUGUUUUGUCACAAUGAUUUGUCCACGCACAAUAUCCUUGUUGACAAGGACACACUCAAAAUCAACGCGAUUUUGGACUGGGAAUACGCCGGGUUCUUCCCGCCCCAAUUCGAGGCAGAAUACUUCCGACGUCCAGGCCCAUCGAUUGCACUGGAGGACGAAGAUGACGAUGUGAAAAAACUGGUGGGUAUCUUGCAAAAAUGUGAAGCAAAGUGA